Beta vulgaris subsp. vulgaris (sugar beet) is the source of this 7372-nucleotide messenger RNA. Its product is annotated as glutamate synthase 1 [NADH], chloroplastic. Lineage: Eukaryota; Viridiplantae; Streptophyta; Magnoliopsida; Caryophyllales; Amaranthaceae. The record is from RefSeq and is a predicted model, not a curated record. Bases 305 to 6934 code for a protein of 2209 amino acids. The transcript has 22 exons. Gene Ontology annotation, molecular function: flavin adenine dinucleotide binding; iron-sulfur cluster binding; iron ion binding.
UCUUUCUCAAACGCUUUCUCCAUUUGAUUCUUUCUUCUGCAAUCUCUUUUACUUUCUCUCUCCUCUCGCGGAAAUUCCGCCAUUGUUGAGGAGACCUUAAUUUCUCUCUGUUAAUUACAAACGAUAUAGUUCUGUUUCAUCUCAAAUCUGGACUUCUCAUUGUAAUUAUUAUAUAAAAUCAUAAUAUCAUCAAUAAUACUUAUAUCAUCAUCAUCAUCCUCAUCAUCAAUUGGAUUAAAAUCGAUCUAAAAAAAAAUUUAAUCGAAAGAACUUGAUAUUUUUGUUCUUUGUAAGAUUUGGCGGCAUGUCGGUGGCUGCAGGAGUAGGUUCGGUACUACAAAUCCGCAGCAAAGUAGGUUCGGGAGGAAUCUUCACGAACAACCACACACAAAACGAUGCUGGAGGUGUUGUUUUGGUUCCGUCGUUGUAUAGGUUCGGGAGAAGAACUUCCCGAAGCUACGCGGUUCGGAGGUCCGAAGCUAAGAUCUGUGAGAGUAAAUUCUUCGGAAAUAGGUUACGAUCUGAGAGAUUAAAUCCUUUGAUUCGUGAGCCGAAGAUAAGGUCUGUUAUCCGAUCCGCAUUAUCGCAGGUUCCGGAGCAGCCUCUUGGUUUAUACGAUCCGAAAUAUGAUAAGGAUUCUUGCGGUGUUGGAUUCGUCGCAGAACUUUCCGGCGAAAGUAGUCGUAAAACGGUGACGGAUGCUGUAGAAAUGUUAGUGAGGAUGUCACACAGAGGUGCGUGUGGUUGUGAGACUAAUACUGGAGAUGGUGCUGGUAUUCUUGUUGGUCUUCCUCAUGAUUUCUACAAAGAGGUGACAAAGGAUCUUGGUUUUGAGUUGCCACCACUUGGGCAAUAUGCAGUAGGGAUGUUUUUCUUGCCUACUUCAGAGAGUAGAAGGGAAGAAAGCAAAAAUGUGUUUACUAAGGUUGCUGAAUCACUUGGGCAUACUGUCCUUGGAUGGCGUACUGUCCCGACUGACAACUCAGGACUGGGUAAGUCUGCUUUGCUGACUGAACCAGUUGUGGAACAGGUGUUUCUUACACCUACGCCUCGAUCAAAAGCGGACUUUGAGCAGCAGAUGUACAUACUGAGGAGGGUUUCAAUGGUAGCUAUUAGAGCCGCUUUGAACCUCCAACAUGGUGGUGUUAGGGACUUCUAUAUAUGUUCCCUGUCCUCAAGGACUGUUGUUUACAAAGGUCAGUUGAAGCCUUCUCAACUGAAGGAGUACUACUAUUGGGACCUUGGCAAUGAAAGGUUUACGAGCUACAUGGCCCUGGUGCAUUCUCGUUUCUCUACCAACACAUUUCCAAGUUGGGAUCGUGCUCAGCCAAUGCGUGUUUUGGGUCAUAAUGGGGAGAUCAACACUCUUCGUGGCAAUGUAAAUUGGAUGCGUGCACGUGAAGGACUGCUCAAGUGCAAGGAACUUGGUCUGUCAAAGAAUGAGAUGAAAAAACUUUUGCCUAUUGUGGAUGCCAGUUCAUCUGAUUCAGGAGCCUUUGAUGGCGUUCUUGAGCUCUUGGUUCGUGCUGGUAAAAGUAUUCCCGAAGCUGUCAUGAUGUUGAUUCCAGAAGCAUGGCAGAAUGACAAAAAUAUGGAUCCUCAACGGAGGGCUUUUUACGAGUACUUCUCAGCCCUAAUGGAACCAUGGGAUGGGCCAGCUCUUAUAACAUUCACUGAUGGCCGAUACCUUGGAGCCACAUUGGAUCGGAAUGGUUUGCGUCCUGGCCGUUUCUAUAUAACUCACAGUGGACGAGUUAUAAUGGCAAGUGAGGUUGGAGUUGUUGACAUUCCACCAGAAGACGUAUCCAAGAAAGGGCGUUUGAACCCUGGUAUGAUGCUUUUGGUCGAUUUUGACAAGCACAUUGUUGUGGAUGAUGAUGCCCUGAAAAAGCAGUAUUCACUUGCUCGGCCAUAUGGGGAUUGGCUGAAAAGACAGAAAAUAGUCUUGAAGGACAUAGUUGAUUCUGUGGCCCAGACAAAAAGGAUUGCUCCCCCUAUUUCUGGAGCAGUGGCUGUUUCUAAUCAGGAUGAAGAUAUGGAGAAGAUGGGCAUUUAUGGUUUGCUAGCACCAUUGAAGGCUUUUGGGUAUUCUGUUGAGGCUUUGGAAAUGCUGAUGAUUCCCAUGGCGAAAGAUGCUACUGAGGCCCUUGGUUCUAUGGGAAAUGAUACUCCCUUGGCUGUGAUGUCAAACAGGGAGAAACUCACUUUUGAGUACUUCAAGCAGAUGUUUGCUCAAGUCACGAACCCUCCCAUUGAUCCUAUUAGAGAGAAGAUUGUGACGUCCAUGGAGUGCAUGAUUGGUCCUGAAGGUGAUCUCACAGAAAUCACUGAGGAGCAGUGCCAUCGUCUCUCACUGAAGGGGCCUCUUUUAUCUAUCGAGGAAAUGGAAGCUGUUAAAAAGAUGGACUACAGAGGCUGGCGUAGUAAGGUCAUUGACAUCACGUAUCCCAAGACCCUUGGUAGAAAAGGCUUGGAGGAGACGUUGGACAGGAUCUGUGCUGAAGCAAGGGAUGCAAUAAAGGAGGGUUACACAGUUUUGGUUCUGUCUGACAGAGCUUUCUCGCCAAGUCGAGUUGCAGUGAGCUCUCUCUUGGCUGUUGGCGCCGUUCAUCAGCAUUUAGUUAAGACUCUUGAGCGUACCCGUGUUGGUCUGAUUAUCGAAUCUGCAGAGCCACGUGAAGUGCACCACUUCUGUACUCUGGUUGGUUUUGGAGUGGAUGCAAUUUGUCCGUAUUUGGCCAUUGAAUCUAUAUGGAGGCUGCAAGUAGACGGAAAGAUCCCACCUAAAUCAACUGGUGAGUUUCGUUCAAAAGAUGAACUCGUGAAGAAGUACUUCAAAGCAAGCAACUACGGAAUGAUGAAAGUUCUUGCAAAGAUGGGAAUAUCUACUUUGGCGUCGUACAAGGGAGCUCAGAUCUUUGAAGCUGUGGGUCUCUCCUCAGAAGUAAUCGAGAGGUGUUUCACUGGAACUGCGAGUAGAGUUGAAGGUGCAACUUUUGAAAUGUUGGCCUCCGACGCACUCAAACUUCAUGAGAUGGCAUUUCCAAGGCGUGCUCUUCCAAUUGGAAGCGCAGAAUCAGUGGCACUACCUAAUCCAGGGGAUUAUCACUGGAGGAAAGGUGGGGAACUUCACCUCAAUGAUCCCCUUGCAAUAGCCAAGUUGCAGGAGGCUGCUAAAACUAACAGUGUAGGAGCUUACAAAGAAUAUUCCAAUCGUAUAAAUGAGUUGAAUAAAUCAAGCAAUCUCAGAGGGCUCUUAAAGUUCAAGGAGGUGGCUGGGAAAAUUCCCUUGGAAGAGGUGCAGCCUGCCAGUGAGAUUGUGAAACGAUUCUGUACUGGUGCCAUGAGUUAUGGGUCGAUAUCCCUCGAGGCACACUCGACUCUUGCUGUUGCUAUGAACAAGUUGGGAGGAAAAUCUAACACAGGCGAGGGAGGUGAGAAUCCAUCACGUCUGGAGCGUCUCCCGGAUGGUUCAAUGAAUCCCAAGCGUAGCUCUAUUAAGCAGGUGGCAAGUGGAAGAUUUGGUGUUUCCAGUUAUUAUCUGACCAAUGCUGAUGAAUUACAAAUCAAGAUGGCUCAGGGUGCUAAGCCUGGUGAGGGAGGUGAACUCCCUGGUCAUAAGGUGAUUGGAGAUAUUGCUCUAACAAGGAACUCUACAGCUGGUGUUGGACUUAUAAGCCCUCCUCCCCAUCACGACAUUUAUUCAAUUGAGGACCUUGCACAACUAAUUCAUGACUUGAAGAAUUCCAAUCCUGCGGCCCGAGUCAGUGUUAAGCUUGUAUCUGAAGCUGGUGUUGGAGUAAUCGCUGCUGGGGUUGUCAAGGGGCAUGCUGACCAUGUUUUGAUAUCUGGACAUGACGGAGGUACUGGAGCUUCUCGAUGGACAGGCAUAAAGAAUGCUGGGCUUCCUUGGGAGCUUGGCCUGGCUGAGACCCAUCAAACUCUGGUUGCUAAUGACCUUCGAGGCCGUACUGUUCUUCAAACAGAUGGUCAACUGAAAACAGGAAGAGAUGUGGCAAUUGCAGCUCUUCUAGGAGCUGAAGAGUUUGGUUUCAGCACUGCUCCCCUUAUAACACUAGGGUGUAUAAUGAUGAGGAAAUGUCAUAAGAAUACUUGUCCAGUGGGUAUUGCUACACAGGAUCCUGUCCUUCGAGCAAAGUUUGCUGGUGAGCCUGAGCAUGUAAUCAAUUUCUUCUUCAUGCUAGCAGAGGAGGUCAGGGAGAUAAUGUCUCAGCUUGGGUUCAGGAACCUUGAUGAGAUGGUUGGGCGUUCAGAUAUGCUUGAAGUUGAUGAAGAAGUUACAAGCAGCAACGAGAAGCUGAAGAACAUUGAUCUUUCUCUCUUGCUUAGGCCAGCUUCUACCAUCCGUCCAGGUGCCGCCCAGCGAUGCGUCCAGAAACAGGAUCAUGGCUUGGACAUGGCUUUGGAUCAAGAGCUGAUUGAACUUUCUAAAGCUGCCCUGGAAAAGGCGCUUCCUGUAUAUAUUGAAACCCCGAUCCGGAAUGUAAACCGUGCUGUUGGAACUAUGCUUAGCCAUGAGGUGACAAAGCGGUACCACUUGCAAGGGUUACCUACAGACUCUAUCCACAUCAAGUUUAAUGGGAGUGCGGGCCAGAGCCUUGGAGCUUUCCUUUGUCCUGGUAUUACUUUAGAGCUUGAAGGUGACAGCAACGAUUAUGUUGGGAAAGGGUUAUCUGGUGGCAAGAUUGUUGUAUAUCCUCCUAGUACUAGUGGCUUUGAUCCCAAAGAGAACAUUGUAAUUGGCAAUGUAGCUCUUUAUGGAGCAACUAGUGGAGAAGCAUACUUCAACGGGAUGGCAGCAGAAAGAUUUUGCGUGCGUAAUUCAGGGGCAAAGGCUGUUGUGGAAGGCGUUGGGGAUCAUGGUUGUGAAUAUAUGACUGGUGGAACUGUAGUGGUAUUAGGCAAAACUGGUAGAAACUUUGCUGCAGGUAUGAGUGGUGGUGUAGCAUAUAUCUUCGACGUGGAUGGGAAAUUCCAUUUGCGAUGCAAUCCUGAGCUAGUAGAUCUUGAUAAAGUAGAGGAUGAAGAGGAUAUAACGACUCUAAGAAUGAUGAUUCAGCAACAUCAACGUCACACAAACAGCAAGCUGGCUCAGGAAGUGCUUGCGAACUUGGACUAUCUCUUGCCUAAGUUUAUUAAGGUCUUCCCUAGAGACUACAAGCGAGUACUUGCAAGCAUGAAAACUGAUGGAGCAUCCCAGGAGGUUGGAGGUAAGGUGGCUGAUGAAGAGAAAGAUGAAAUUGAGGUGAUGGAAAAAGAUGCUUUUGAAGAACUUAAAAAGAUGGCGGCUUCUGCUUUGAAAGAGCAAGCAAAUCAGACAGAGGAAGUAGAAGAAGAGUUUAAGCGGCCUUCUCGGGUUCCUGAUGCUCAAAAACAUCGUGGUUUUGUUGCAUAUGAGCGUGAGGGGAUUCAGUAUCGUGAUCCUUAUGAAAGGAUGAAAGAUUGGAAGGAGGUUAUGGAUGAAAGAAGACCUGCUCCCCUGUUGAAGACACAAUCUGCUCGGUGCAUGGAUUGUGGUACUCCAUUUUGCCAUCAGGAAAAUUCAGGAUGCCCGCUUGGCAAUAAGAUUCCGGAAUUCAAUGAAUUAGUUUACCAGAACAGGUGGCGUGAAGCCCUAGAUCGACUCUUGGAAACAAAUAACUUCCCGGAGUUCACUGGUAGAGUUUGCCCUGCCCCUUGUGAGGGUUCCUGUGUUCUUGGCAUCAUUGAGAAUCCCGUGUCAAUCAAAACCAUUGAAUGUGCGAUCAUAGACAAAGCCUAUGAGGAAGGAUGGAUGGUACCAAGGCCUCCGCAGAAUAGAACUGGGAAAAAAGUUGCUGUAGUUGGAAGUGGACCUUCUGGCUUGGCUGCUGCGGAUCAGCUCAACAAAAUGGGUCAUGUUGUGACUGUUUAUGAACGCUCCGAUAGAAUUGGAGGGCUUAUGAUGUAUGGAGUUCCUAACAUGAAGACUGACAAAGUGGAUGUAGUUCAAAGGCGGGUAAACCUCAUGGCUGAAGAAGGUAUCAAUUUCGUGGUUAAUGCUAAUGUUGGGAAGGAUCCAUUAUACUCCCUUGAUCGGCUCAAGGAGGACAAUGAUGCCAUCGUGUUGGCUGUCGGUGCUACAAAACCAAGGGACCUUCCUAUUGAAGGACGGGAUCUGUCAGGAAUUCAUUUUGCCAUGGAGUUCCUACAUGCCAACACUAAGAGCUUGCUUGACAGUAAUUUACAAGAUGGUAAAUAUAUCUCUGCUAAAGGCAAGAAGGUUGUGGUCAUUGGUGGAGGUGACACGGGGACAGAUUGCAUUGGUACAUCUAUUCGACAUGGGUGUUCUAAUGUUGUUAACUUGGAACUUCUUCCACAGCCACCAAACUCCAGAGCUCCUGGAAACCCUUGGCCACAGUGGCCCCGUGUUUUCCGAGUUGACUAUGGACACCAGGAAGCUGCUGCCAAGUUUGGCAAGGAUCCAAGGUCUUAUGAGGUUCUAACAAAGCGCUUUAUUGGUGACGAGAAUGGUAAGGUCAAAACUCUUGAGUUGGUACGUGUCAAGUGGGAGAAGGAUGCUAGCGGGAGGUUCCAGUUCAAAGAAGUCGAAGGAUCGGAAGAGUACAUCGAGGCUGAUUUGGUACUUCUCGCUAUGGGAUUCCUAGGCCCUGAAGCGAACGUCGCAGACAAGCUGGGUGUAGAGAAAGACAACCGAUCAAACUUCAAGGCUGAGUAUGGUCGUUAUUCAACCAAUGUGGAGGGUGUAUUUGCUGCUGGUGAUUGUAGACGAGGCCAAUCUUUAGUGGUAUGGGCCAUCUCCGAGGGCAGGCAAGCUGCUUCACAAGUUGACAGAUACCUCAUGGGAGAAGAAGAGGUGGCUGUUGGCUCUGAGGUAGAAGAUGCUGUUGGCAAGAGGCAGCAAGAUAGCGGCAAACGCACAGUGAUGACAUAGAUGGCAGUAUGUCUUCCACAAUUGAUUCUUUUCUUUAUGCUUUAAAGAGCCAAUGAAGAUAUCGAAGAGAUUUUGGUUUUUGCUUGUUCUUGUAGAUGUGGAGAGGAUUUAGAAGAGUUUGGUUGAUGACCACCAAAUUUCUUGUGGCUAGUAAUAAGUAGAAAAAUGUGGUCGUAUUUAUUUUUGUUUGCCACAUUUUGUUUAUAUGGACUGCUGCCUAUAUAGCUAAAAGUCUUUUAUCAGGUAGUAGUGGGGCUAGAUAGAACAUUGUACAGUUUUGUUCGAAAGCUAUCUGUAACUUAGAGCUACAAACGUCCGACAUAGCAUAUGAUGUCUGGUGUUAGUUUGAAGCUGAAGCACGAAUAUGUGAUAUAUGUUUUUCCCUUGUGAACAUUUAAUGGUGAAAGCUUGUUCAAUUAAAAUUCUGAGAUUCUGAUA